Quercus robur (English oak) is the source of this 1199-nucleotide messenger RNA. RefSeq names its product bifunctional dTDP-4-dehydrorhamnose 3,5-epimerase/dTDP-4-dehydrorhamnose reductase. The record is from RefSeq and is a predicted model, not a curated record. The coding region runs from base 93 to 1001 and encodes 302 amino acids. Gene Ontology annotation, biological process: S-adenosylmethionine biosynthetic process. The transcript has 2 exons. Gene Ontology annotation, molecular function: methionine adenosyltransferase regulator activity. Gene Ontology annotation, cellular component: methionine adenosyltransferase complex. NCBI's taxonomy places the organism in Eukaryota, Viridiplantae, Streptophyta, Magnoliopsida, Fagales, Fagaceae.
UAUUCACUAAUAUAUAUAUAUACACCCACCAGAUCCAAAUCUCUCACAUUCUCACAUUUCUUACACAAUAUCAUCAUCUCUAUCUAUCUCAGAUGGGUUUUCCAGUAAAUGGAGAUUCAGCAACCGACAAGCCGUACAAAUUCCUGAUCUAUGGUCGCACCGGCUGGAUUGGCGGUUUCCUGGGCAAGCUUUGCCAAGCUCAAGGCAUCGACUUCGUCUAUGGCUCUGGUCGCCUCGAGAAUCGCUCGUCACUCGAAGCCGACAUCGCGGCCAUCAAGCCAACCCACGUGUUCAACGCCGCCGGCGUCACGGGCCGCCCCAACGUCGACUGGUGCGAGUCACACAAAGUCGAGACCAUUCGAACCAACGUUGCUGGAACACUCACCUUGGCUGACGUGUGCAGAGAUAAGGGUAUUGUCUUGAUCAACUACGCCACUGGAUGUAUCUUUGAGUAUGAUUCGGAUCAUCCACUUGGAUCCGGUAUCGGGUACAAGGAGGAGGACACCCCUAAUUUCAUCGGAUCUUUUUAUUCCAAGACCAAGGCUAUGGUUGAAGAUCUGCUCAAGAAUUAUGAAAAUGUCUGUACCUUGCGUGUUAGAAUGCCUAUCUCAUCUGAUUUAUCCAACCCUCGCAACUUCAUCACAAAGAUAGCUCGAUAUGAGAAGGUAGUUAACAUUCCAAACUCAAUGACGAUCUUAGAUGAACUACUCCCAAUCUCAAUUGAAAUGGCAAAGAGAAAUCUCACUGGAAUCUGGAACUUCACGAACCCCGGAGUGGUCAGCCACAAUGAGAUACUAGAGAUGUACAGGGAAUACAUUGAUCCCAACUUCACAUGGAAGAACUUUACUCUUGAGGAGCAAGCUAAGGUGAUCGUUGCCCCAAGAAGCAACAAUGAGCUUGAUGCCACAAAAUUGAAGCAGGAAUUCCCUGAACUCUUGUCCAUCAAGGAAUCACUCAUUAAGCAUGUAUUUCAACCAAAUAAGAAGACUGAUGGAGCUUAAUACUUUUAGGUUCGAAUUUUUCACUUUCCCUGCUAUUUAUUUUAUUUUGUUUUUGUGGGGUUUGAUAAGAGCUCCCAUCAUAUGAGUUCCCCCUCUUCCCACACAACACUCUUGAUUGCCCUAUUUGUAUUUGAAUGUCAUAUUUGUAUCCAAUUGGUGAUGAAUAAAUUGAUUGGAAGUGAUGUUUUGAGUUCUACA